Neoarthrinium moseri is the source of this 1197-nucleotide messenger RNA. RefSeq lists its product as uncharacterized. Lineage: Eukaryota; Fungi; Ascomycota; Sordariomycetes; Amphisphaeriales; Apiosporaceae. The record is from RefSeq and is a predicted model, not a curated record. The coding region runs from base 1 to 1197 and encodes 398 amino acids. The transcript has 3 exons.
AUGUCUGGAUAUCACGAUCACCGAUUCGUUUCCAGUGGGUCGUACAGCGACCGGUACCGCUCGAUUCGGCGUGGCAAUCGCGAGCCUUUCCACCAUCCCCGCAGACAUCCGCCAUGGGACCAGUCCCGCCGGCCGCCUCGGCUCGACAGGCACGAACCUGCAUAUCAUCGAUCUCCUGGGUACGCAGGUGGCCAAGAUCGCUUCCAAGCAGCUCGAGAACCACCUCAGGAUCAACUUCCGCACACGCCUUCCUUUCAGAUAGGCAGCAACAGUAGCCGUUUGGGGAGCGACAAUUCCUCCCAAUAUUGGACGCCUCAUGCAGUCCAAUACAGUCGCCCAGGCACCACACAUGAAGACGUCCACCCGAGUCGGUCAUACCAGGCCAUGGACCAUGUGAACAGGACUGCACAAAGCGAUUCGAUUACCCCACUCGCCCAGUCUGGUUCGGCCCUCAUGCCCAUCAAGAUUGAAGAUCCCCCCAAGCAAAUCAAGAAGACGGCUACUACAGAUAACGGUGUUCAGCAGCAACAGAAGGACGCCCCGACCAUCAUCUGCAGAUGUGGAGGGACGCGCGCGGAACCUACUGAUCAAGAGCCUGAGACCGUGGUUCAUUACAGCUCGUCCAAACGCACAAAUGUGAACAGGUCUCCGGAGCUUCUGCCGCCAACUGAUGUUUGGUGGCUUCCAAUCAAGCGCAAGAUCCGUUUGCUCGAGAUCUGUUUGAGGAUGGAGUCGGCUUACUUCAAGUCCACGGACAGCGAGAUAGAACCCGACGACGCGUUCUGGACCAAAGUUAUGAGCCGAUUCAAUAAUGACAACGAGGGCAAACGGUUCUCCUGCUGGGAGUUUGCUCGGGCUUACAUCCUCGAUCUCUGCAAGGACCGACAGAAGGACAUACGCCAGAACAACUUGCCAGCCCCGAGCGGUGAUGUCGAUCGCUUGGCUCGUAUCAUGGAUAAGUGGGCACGUCUAAUGAUACGCCGGGAGGCACAUCGCACCCUGGAAAUGGCUAAAGAAAACUUCUGGAUGGCAUUUGGCGGGAUGCUACAGGGAUCGCUUGUCGACGUGGGAGGCGUGGACGCAAGGGAGGCCCGUGAGAUAAGCGUGAAGGUCAAGACCCUGAUGUACAAGGAGAUUCUGGACGAGAGGGAAAGGAUUGAGAAUCAGUUUCAGAGCAGAGCCAGUCGAAGAGAGUAG